GCGGCCGGAGGCGCUGCUGCUCCCUCACAACCUCCUAACGUGGGCGCGGGGCGCGGCCAGAGUACCAGGCUGCUGGCAAGCUGGAUCCCACCCCGGGACGUCGGGUCAUUGCUGACAUGUCAAGUGGGGUUGAUCAACAGUCACAGGUUCCUGCCAAACCUACUUUCGGUGAGGUACAAGCCUCUGCAUUAGUGGAAUCAGUAUUUGGGUUAAAAGUUUCCAAGAUCCAGCCUCUUCCUAGCUAUGAUGACCAAAAUUUUCAUGUAUAUACUUCAAGAACCAAAGACACUACAGAUGGCCCAACUGAAUAUGUCCUCAAAAUCAGCAACACCGAAACUAGCAAAAAUCCAGACCUGAUUGAAGUGCAGAGUCACAUCAUCAUGUUCCUGAAAGCAGCUGGCUUUCCAACAGCCUCUGUGUGUCGGACUAAAGGAGACAACAUUACUUCUCUUGUGUCUGUAGAUAGUGGCUCUGAAGUCAAAAGCUACUUGGUGAGGCUGCUGACUUACCUCCCAGGAAGACCUGUAGCUGAGAUUCCGGUCAGCCUCCAGCUGUUGUAUGACAUUGGAAGACUAGCUGCCAAACUGGAUAAGACCCUGGAGAAAUUCCAUCACCCAAAGUUAAGUAGUCUUCAGCGGAAGAACUUCAUCUGGAAUCUGAAAAAUGUUCCUCUUCUGGAGGAAUAUCUGCACGCCUUGGGCCAGAAUCAAACUCGAGAGAUUGUUGAGCAGGUCAUUCAGCUGUUCAAGGAGGAAGUGAUGACCAAAUUAAGUCAUUUUCGAGAAUGUAUCAAUCAUGGGGAUCUUAACGACCAUAACAUUUUAAUAGAGUCCAGCAAGUCAGCCUGUGGAGAUGCUGAAUAUCGCGUGUCUGGGAUUUUAGACUUCAGUGACAUGAGCUGUGGCUACUAUGUAUUUGAAGUGGCAAUCACCAUCAUGUACAUGAUGAUUGAGAGCAAAAGUCCUAUGCAAGUAGGAGGGCAUGUCCUUGCAGGGUUUGAAAGUAUCAUCCCCCUGACAGCUGCAGAGAGGGGUGCUUUGUUUCUACUUGUAUGCAGCCGUUUUUGUCAGUCACUUGUCAUAGCUGCACACUCCUGCCAGCUAUACCCAGAGAACAAAGACUAUCUUAUGAUUACUGCGAAAACUGGGUGGAAGCACUUACAGCAAAUGUUUGACAUGGGCCAGAAAGCUGUGGAAGAAAUCUGGUUUGAAACUGCUAAGUCCUAUGAAUCUGGGAUCUCCAUGUGACUAGGUAAAAGUUUACAUUAACCUGGGUAGUUAAAAACCCAAUAGGACCAAAUCAAAGGAUUUUCCUGAGUAGUUAAAAAUGAACUGAUGGAACAGGUUGAUUGUGAAUAUGACAAAGCACACAAAACUAGGUCUUCAAGCAAUCUCAUGACCAUGGUUUAAACUACAGAAAGUACUACAUAAGCAAGCGUGUCUCUCUGUGGAUGUAUGUGGUAUAAAACACAUAUAUGAUACUUUGAAUCAGAUAAUCUCUAGGUCUGUUCACCCUGAGAUCAAUGCCUUUUUUAAAUUUUGAAAGGAAUAUGCUGUAUAUGUAUAAAUAUAUUCAUGUAUUUUGAAUAGCUGGACAUAAUGUACAGACAGACCUAGCUAACGAUCCCCAGUUCUAUGAAACCUUCUCUGAUCUCUCCUUUCUCUGGAAUCCCAUCGCACUAUGUCUUUUUCAUGACACACCACUUUGCGUAAUGGAUCAUGGUUCACAGUCAUCUAGGCUGAGGGUAAUGGGAGGGCAGCUACCUUGUGAAACUUAUUUUUGCCCAUCUGUUCUUCUCACACCUGCUCUGGUGCCUUUCAUACAGAAGAGUCUGUAAAAAUAUUUUCAGAAUGAAUGUAUGCUAGAAAAAGCUGGAGAAAGCACACACUAAGACGCCUUAGAAGGAAACACAGAAGGUAUUCUUCAAAGAAUUUUUUUUUUUUUUUAGAGACAGAGUCUCACUUU
Otolemur garnettii (small-eared galago) is the source of this 1965-nucleotide messenger RNA. It is a transcript of the gene HYKK, whose product is annotated as hydroxylysine kinase. Gene Ontology annotation, molecular function: amino acid kinase activity. Bases 117 to 1247 code for a protein of 376 amino acids. The transcript has 5 exons. The record is from RefSeq and is a predicted model, not a curated record. NCBI's taxonomy places the organism in Eukaryota, Metazoa, Chordata, Mammalia, Primates, Galagidae.